Molecule: messenger RNA, 5774 nt
Organism: Striga asiatica
Lineage: Eukaryota; Viridiplantae; Streptophyta; Magnoliopsida; Lamiales; Orobanchaceae
Source: the annotation of a GenBank genome assembly
CUGUCACACUCUCUCUCUCCUCUUUCUUCCAUUUUCCUUUUCUCUUAUCACUUCAAUUCCGCCCUUAACCCCAGAUUUCAUUCUUCUUUUUUUCUCUCUCUUAUUUCUCUCUCUUCUCCCAACACACACAACGCAAAAAGGAAAAAAAAAAAAGAAGAAACCCACCAAAAAAAAUUAUUCCUUUCUUCUUAUUUCUCUCUGGUUUCUAGGAAACCCUAAUUUAAAACCGCGGUAAAUUAAGGGACCAUCGUCGUGUAAAGUUAGCUUCUGUACAGAAGGGGCCGUCUUGGAUGAGAUUGAGGCGAGGCGGCGCAAAGAGGAGGAAGAAACAUCAGCGAGGUUAGAGGAUAAACCAGUAUUUGAUGCCGCCGGAGCAUCUGCCGUGGGAUCGAAGGGAUUUUCGCAAGCACGAUAGAUCCAGCUCCGACCGGCGUUUUACAGGCGGUGGAGGAGGACGGGGAGGAUUCGGCGGUGGGGACCACAGAUGGAGGGAGCAGCAGCAUCACCCGCACGCGCCGCCGCACCCACCGCCUUACCACCACCACCGCAGCAAUCCGCAGCAGCAGCGUUGGUAUUCGGAUUUCCGCUCCUCUCGCCCCAUCCCAUCCGGUCAUGGUAAGCAGGGUGGUUGGGGAAUGCAUCCCGAUGAGGCUGGUCGUGGAUUUUCGCCUUUUGGGUCAAGGUACGGUGACAGAAACUUAGAAGAUGACAAUUUCAGACCUUUUGGGUCACGCGGUGAAGGGAGGUAUUUUAGGAAUAGUAGGGAAAAUAGAGGGUCCUUUAGCCAGAAGGAUUGGAAGUCUCCCUCCUGGGAACCACCGGUUGCAUCGUCUGGUGGUUCAGGGAAAUUGAACGACGAUUUGAGCAAUCAGAAAUCUGUAGAGAAUGCCCAAACAUGCCCAAGCAACAGCAACAGGGUUAACAACUCCGAGAAUGCAGAAACAUAUCAUCACAACAUUAGUAAGGGCAAUGGCCCCGAGAAUAUCGAAAACAACAGUAAGGGCAACAACUCCCAUCUUCCUCCUCCGGAUUCCAUUUACAGCCAACCUCAAACCGUCUUAAAAGAGAAGAAUGAGAAGGAUGGGGGCACUCGCGAUGAACCUGCCAGCUCAGUUCAGAAAUCCGACAAAGAAAAUGCCGUGGGAUCGAUGGACUGGAAGCUGAAAUGGAACCGAUCAGGGAACUUGUCCUCAAGGGGCUCUGGUUUAAGCCGUUCAAGUAACUCCAAGAGUACUGCAGUGGGUUCUGUCGAGAAAAUUGCAGAUGUGCAGCUGAAGAAUACGGCGCCUGUUGACACACCUGCUGCUGUUUGUGUGGAGCCCACUGCUCGAGCUCCAUCUGACGACACUGGCUCAAGGAAGAAGCCUCGCCUUGGCUGGGGCGAGGGUCUUGCAAAGUAUGAGAAGAAAAAAGUUGAUGGUCCUGAAGAUGGUGUUUCGAAAGAUUUUGUGGCUAACAGUGUCAGCACGACGGAAGCUAUGCAGUUUACUUCUGUUGAUGUGCUUCAUAAGAGUCCCAAAGCCGUAGAUGUGUUAGAUUGUGCCUCACCAGCGACUCCGUCUUCGGUUGGUUGUAGUUCUUCACCAGGUGUUUCAUUGAUCCCCGAUUUACUCUACACACUUUCAAAUUUGCCAAAGGCUAGACUUCUGAGGGCUUUAGGGCCAGACUUCAGAGGUCUAACUCUAAGAUCCAUGUCUAAUAGGACAAAUAUAAUUGUACUGUUCUUCAUCGAGUAUCCAGUUUCAGUUAAUAUGAAGUGUCUAGUCAAGCAAGGCUCCCUAUUUCUUGCUAUGCCAAUUGAGGCUUCAGAGAAUUUGAGUGUUGUUUCUGCUAUAAAAUUCUGUGGGCUGACCUGUAUUGAGGAGAAAGAAUCCAUCAAGGCAGUAAAAAUCGAUCAUGAUCCUGCUAAUGUAAGCUUUUCACCUAGUAUUAUGUCCCAGAUUCAUUGCGAGGAACCGACUUUCAAUCUGGAAAAUUUGGAUCUUGCAUCUAUUGCCAAACUGAGCUCAUUAAUUAAUGGGAUGUUGCAACCGGAUGAUCCGGCCUCUCUGGAAACAGGCCAUGUACGAGCCACCUCGAUGAAUAAAUUGUUAGCAUGGAAGGUCACUGUAUUAAAAGCACUUGAGGUGACGGAAUCUGAGAUAGAUGUGCUCGAGACUGAAUUCAAGUCACUGGUAACUGAACCUGGAAGUUGCUGUUCUCAGCCAGCAGCUUCUAGCUUGCUCCCAAGAGAGUGCCAUUCAAAUUCUUAUGAGCAAGUAACUGUCUCUAGCUCUGUUAAACCUUCUUUGCAAGUGGUCCCAUCUGGAGACAUGAUUGUUGAGAGUCCUCCAGCCGAUGAUGAAGAUAGUAUGAGUGACGAAGAUGAAGAUGAUAUGAGUGAUGAAUAUGAAGAUAGUGCGAGUGAUGAAGAUGAAGAUCUUACUGGUGUUGGCAGUAUGUAUUUUGACUAUCAUCAUAUUUAUGAGGAUAUAUUGGCUUCGAACAAGGUUUCUGCAAACAGGGCCCUGGAGGAGUUGAAUAAGUUAUUGCCUACUCAACAGUUUCCAUUAGAUGUGUUGGCUGCUGCAAGUGUAUCUUCUUUACAAGAGGAUACCUCAGUAAUCAAGCAUAGGUUUCUGAUGAGGAAGCGGUCUCUCAUGUUCAAGGAGAAGGUUCUUGCUCUCAAGUUUAAGGUAUUUCAGCAUUUCUGGCGAGAAGGUCGUGUAGUUUCUGCUAGUAAACUUCGAGGGAAGUCUCACAAGAAGUUGGAUCUGUCUCGGACUGGGUUCAAGAAGAAUCGUUCGUCCAAUCGCUCUAGAUUAUCUUAUUCUGUUGGAAGCUCUCAUAAAGUGCCUGCCGAAGAAGUAAUUGAGUUUAUCACCGAGUUGCUUAGAGAGUCACAGAUGAAGCCCUGCAGGAGUACUCUGAAAAUGCCGGCAAUGAUUUUGGACAAGGGGAUAAAAAUGUCAAGGUUUGUCUCGAAUAAUGCUAUUGUGGAAGAUCCUUGUGCUGCUGAACGAGAGAGGUCAAUAAUCAAUCCCUGGACCCCUGACGAGACGGAGAUAUUUAUUGACAAGCUCUCUAUUUUCGGGAAAGAUUUCAGCAAGAUUGCAUCCUUCCUGGAACGUAAGACUGUGGCAGAUUGCGUCGAGUUUUACUAUAAGAACCACAAAUCAGAAAGCUUUCAGAGAGCUAAGCCAGGUGUAACAAAGCAGAGCAAGUCCCAGCCCACCACAUACUUGGUCGCUAAUGGGAAAAGAUGGAAUCGUGAAGCAAAUGCUGCAUCUCUUGAUGUACUUGGUGAAGCCUCCAUGAUUGCAGCUAAUGUGAUAGAAACUCAGCAGAAGAAAUGUGCACCGUCGAGGAUCUUUCUUGGAGAAUCUCGUUCUCAAAAGGCACCACCACCUAGGAUUUUUCAUGGUCCAUUGGAGAGAUCAAACAGUCUGGAUAAUAAUGAUGCCGUAGCUGCUGAUGUCUUGGCGGGUAUUUGUGGUUCACUAUCUUCAGGGGAGGCUAUGGGUUCCUGCAUCACAAGUUCAGUUGACCCAACUGAUGGUUAUCAUCAGAGAGUCGCUUCUUGCGUGAAACGGCCUUUGACUCCGGAUGUCACGCAGAGUGUUGAUGACGAGUGCUCAGACGAGAGCUGUGGGGAGAUGGUGGACUUCACCACCGACUGGACUGAUGAGGAGAAAUCCUUCUUUGUUCAGGCCGUGUCGUCUUAUGGCAAGGACUUUGCGAUGAUCUCUCAGUGUCUUAGAACGAGAUCCGUCGAGCAGUGUAAGAUAUUCUUUAGCAAGGCUCGGAAGUGCCUAGGGUUGGACCGUGUUACCCCUGGCCCUGGCAAUGCUGCUGUUUGUGGUGGUGGUGAUGUUGAUGGAGGUGAUGGCAGUAGUGACCCAGAAGAUGAUUGUGUUGUGCAGAUUGGGUCGGUUACUGCUAAUGACGACUCGGAGUGUAAAAUGGAGGUGGAUCCUCCCGAAAAGUGCAGCCGUGAAUCUGAUAUGCCUGGAACAAGCGAGUCGAAGCCUGAUUUUAAUAAAACUUGUGUGGAAAGUAGUCAAGCGCCCAUCGACUCUGUUGUUGCUGAACCCGUCUCGAAGGAUUUGUCGAUGGGUGAUGAUAUUCCUGUCGAUGAUAAGCAAGUUGUGGAUUUCAAUGUGGACAGUAAAGAACAGAGUUGUGUUGCUGGGGCAUUUACACCCGAGCUUGACGUGAAAACCUCGGUUGUAUCCACUACUAUUGUUGAAUCAGUAAGAGUUGGAGAAGGAAGUGACCAUGGUCAGCCAAAUGGUGGUUCUAGUGAUGCUGAUAAUGAUAACAAGGGUUUGUCCAAGGUCUCUAAUGGGAAUCAUAUGGAAGAUAAUGAAGGACACGAGCUCAUCGUGUCCGAUGAUAAUUUGGAAAAUAGGAAGGUUGAGGAUGUGGGUGCAAAUUCUACUGAGCUGAAUGUUGUAAGGUGUACACCAGUUGAGGUGAAGGCUGAAAAUGUCUCUCAUCCUUCUGUUAAUUCACAUUCAGUGAGCCAAAAUCACCCGUUGGAGCAGAAUGGGCACCUUGAAUCUAUGGACUCAUCAACACUGUUCUCUGUUCCCAUUAAGUAUCAAAGGCACCCUGAUGGUCUACCCGAUGUGUGUGCGAAUGGGACCAGCCAAAAUCAUCCUCAGAAGCUUUCUGUUACAGGUGAUUGUCAGCCGCAUAUCUCAAGUCACUCGCUUUCAGAUUCUGUCGAGCCUUCCCAUAUUCUCAGGGGCUACCCUGUUUCGGUGCAGAGUCUGAAGGAGUUUAAUGGUGAAGUUAUAAAACAUGUUCCUACACAAAAUGUUCCUAUGAGGGAUGGUAAACUGAAUUUAGACCUGCACGCAGAUUUUUCCCUUAGGAAGUGUUCUACUGAGUUGAAAAGUCAGAUUGAAAACGUGCCUUUUCCACCACCCCAACUACCAAUGAGGAAUCAUCAUCAUUCGGGACCCCAAUCAGGCUGCUCGCCUGAUUUGGACAAGCCCCAGCAGCCUUCAAAGAAUGGGGAUGUGAAGUUGUUUGGUAAAAUCUUGAUAUCAUCCCAGGAGAAAAAAACCAGUUCUUGCGAUCACGAUGUUAGUAGUAACCAUAAUAACGGCCAUCAUCAUCAUCACCAGCAGCCACUGGCCUUGAAAUUCAGUGGCGAUGACAAUGCUGUUGUUAAUUUAGAUUCUUUUCAGUCUAAGGUUGGUUGCAACAGUUAUCUCACCUCCUCUGAGAAUAACAAUAGUAUUCCUUUCAAAAGUUUCAGCUGUUGGGAUGAGAACCGAACAACACAGCCCACAAUAUUCCCUUCUUUGCCCGAUUCUACUCUUUUGUUGGCCAAAUACCCCACAGCUUUCCACAAUCAUUCUACUCCAACUUUGAAAUUUGACCAGAAUGACCAUCAUCCAUUUUUCCAAGCAAGAGAAAUGAACAACGGGUUAUCAUCAGAUUACCAGCUGUUGAUAAACCGGGAUUUGCAGCAGCCUUUUACCAUGGAUAAUAAUAUGAAGCAAUCACAAGAUGUGUUGUUCUCAGGGAUGCAAAGAAGAAACGGGUUUGGUUUGGUGCAGGGACUGCAACAGCAACAGCAAGCAGCAAGAUCGAUGGUUGGAGGCCAGUGUUCUUCGGGUAUUUCAGAUCCCGUCACAGCAAUUAAACUGCAUUAUGCAAAGGCUCAGAGUAUAACUGUGCAGGCUGGGAAUGUAAUUAGAGAGGAGGAUACUUGGAGGAGUAAUGGAGAUGUAGGCAGGGGAAAAAGGGUUCUGUUGACUGAUUUGGUGGAGAAAGUAUAA